Metarhizium brunneum ARSEF 3297 is the source of this 2265-nucleotide messenger RNA. Lineage: Eukaryota; Fungi; Ascomycota; Sordariomycetes; Hypocreales; Clavicipitaceae. The record is from RefSeq and is a predicted model, not a curated record.
AUGGCGAGCCAGUUUAUUGGACUGCACAUGGAGGUCGUGUUGCGCGAGCCGUUGGGUUAUCGGCUCACAGGCAUCGUUAGGGAUGUUGAGGCGGGAAGCAGCCUGACUCUAACCGAUGUCCGCGCUGCGUCCACGGGCAAAGAAGCUGCGCAAAUGACGAUUGAUGCCGCUAACAUUGCUGGUCUUUCUGAGGUAACCUCCAAGCAGGUCUCGCCUACCAAAUAUGUUUCCCCUGCUUUGGAGGCUGGGCACCCCCCCGUCCCGCAACCUGCACCGCCGAAUCAGCAAUUACCACAAUCCUUCGUUGAUCCGGCAAUUUUGAGCGUUGGCAGACGUCCGACUUCGAAUACCCCGUCGGCUUCUGCUCCCGGGCCGCAGUACCAAUCUGACAAAGGAGAAGUCCCUGUUGAGCGGCCGGGGAUUCUUUCUUCGGUAACCUCUAACGACUUGCAAGGCAGGAGGCCUGAGCAGGAUAUACUGGAUUCAAUCCAGGGCUUGAAGAUCAGCCAUAACAGCAAUUCUGGCCGCCAGGCCUCAACAGCAGGGGCGGCAUCUCAAACUCCGUCACAGAAGAAGAAGGGUCGUUCAAAGAACUCCAAGCAGGCCAAGGCGAAUAAUGCUACAUAUCAGGACAAGCAAGAUGCUGAUGGAUCUAACGUGAGCGGUCAUGGCAAAGGCUGGAGACAAACACCAAUCCUCCAUAGCACACCACACUUCCAGCCGUAUAACUCUCUAAAGAGAAACGACAAAGGUCGCAAGGGGCUUGCUGACAACGGCUGGGCUUCUGAGGACGUGACUGAGGAAAUGGGCGACUUUGAUUUCGAAAAUAAUCUAGCCAAGUUUGACAAGCGCACCAUCUUUGACCAGAUGCGUAAGGAGGACGAAAUCGACGACGCUGAUCGUCUUGUAUCGCACAAUCGGCGACCGAAACCCGGCACGGCAGGCGGCAAAAACUUGCACUAUACAGAAAUGGUCCUCGAUGUGCCUUCUUCCAAGGGCGGACAAAACGCCGACUUCUGGAACAGCGAGGCGGAACUGGGGGUGAAUGAGUCGGAGAGACCGAGUGGACGAGAGGCGAAGAACGGCGGUGCUUCUUCUGCUACAGCGGCGGCUGCGGCGGCUCCUGUCAAGCCGCGAGCGGAGAGUAAGUCGGGGCUUUCAAGGCGUUCACAAUCCCGCAAGGCAAGUGGCGCCGUUACAAGCCAGCCGCUCAGCAGGGUGAACUCGUCUGUACGUUUAUCUCAAUCCUCCACCCGAUGGCCGACGCCUAAAUCAGGCAACCGUGACGCUGAUGGCCGUUUACAGCAGCGGGUCGAGCAGGCCGGUCUCUACCUCAUCCCCUCCCAGCGCCGCCUCGAAGCCAUUUCCACUCUGCAAAUGCUUAAUCUCGAAAACAUUGCCGCCAACGAGAUUGGCUUCUCAGAAGCCCUCAUGGCGGAAAACGCCGGCCGUGGCAUAGCAGAAGUAGCAGUCACAGCAUUGUCUGAUCCUGCCACGAAAGUCCGAUUUGGACUCGCUCUAGCCGCCCCAACAACUGACAUCUCCUCAUCUCUGGGUGCUUCGACUAUUGUCGUCCUCGCAGGCAACAACAAGUCUGGUAUUCGGGCCCUGGCGGCGGCUCGUCACUUGCGCAACAAGAACUUUGACGUCCUAGUCUGCCUUGUGGGUUUCGAGCGCGAAAAGGACCUUUUGGAAGACUUGCGGCGGCAAAUACAGCUAUACCGUGCAUUUGGAGGUAAAGUCCACAACAAGAAUGACUUUUUCGAGCAUCUCCGCAGAUCUUCUGCUUCGGCAACCCCCGUCUCCGUAUCUCUCAUCAUAGAUGCCCUCCUCGGAUUGACCAUGUCCUUUGAAGAACUCCGCAUAGGCGACCAAGCGACCGUCUACGAACUGAUGGAGUGGGCGAACCGCAACGAAGCCUUUGUCUUAUCCGUCGACGUGCCAACGGGCAUCGACCCUACCUCUGGCAAAAUCGCCGUCAUCGACGGCGCUCACCUCUACGUCAAACCGCGAUACGUCGUCGCUAUAGGAGCACCCAAGAAGGGGCUACUGGAGGCCGUCACGCCCCCUCUGGACGGAGAGCCUGGCCCCCUGAGCAGCGGCGCCCACGAAGAUGAGUGGCGACUGUUUAUUGCAGAUAUGGGGCUGGGCAGCGCGGUGUGGAGAAAGGCAGGGACCAAGGUACGCAAGGGCAUCGACUUUGAUGGCAAGUGGGUGCUUGAGAUGCGGUAUCAAGGCGUGGAAGAUGACUAUGAAGAGGAUUGA